GUGAUGCAAAUGUCAGUAAUCAUUUCAUCAUCCAUCUGUUAACUGUACACUGUUUUGUUUACAACCCAAAUAAUAUCUGUUCUUCAUUAUUUUUUACAAUAAACUUUCAUUGCAAAACUAUUUUGCACGUCUGUAUGAUUUCAUUAGUCAAUCAAAAAUUUAAAAAAAGGGCGCGUACGCGGUAACCAAUACAACUGAACAUUUCGCAGGAAACGAAGUGGCAACUCCACAAACAAAAUCCCGCCUUUUUGUACAUUCCUUCCGUUAAAAGACUUUCAACCUUUCCCUAAAAACAUGGCUUCUGACGGUAGCGGAAUAACAACAGGUCAACCUAACUUACAAAAACAAGACUUAUCAAAACUUGAUGUCACACAGCUAACAGCUCUUUCCCCAGAAGUGAUAAGUCGGCAAGCGACAAUCAAUAUUGGUACAAUUGGACAUGUAGCCCACGGUAAAUCGACCGUUGUCAAAGCAAUUUCCGGAGUCCAAACUGUACGGUUUAAAAAUGAACUGGAGCGAAAUAUUACUAUCAAGCUGGACGACCUGCAGUUCGAUGUGAACGGGGAAGCGAUUCCUUCAGAGGAGGCGAUUCCUUCAGAUCAGGCGAGUCCUUCAGAGGAUACAACCCCUUCACCAGAGGCAACCUCUUCGCAGGAGCCAACCCCUUCACACAACAAAGAUUCUUCACAAGAGGUAACCUCUUCAGAGGAAGCGAUCCCUUCACAGAUCACUCCUACAGAAGAAGCACCACCGUCAGAAAGGGCCACUCUUUCAGAUGAAGCAGUCUCUUCAGAGGAUGCAACACUUGCACAAGAGGAACUUCCAGAAGACGCACUUCCUUCAGUGGAAGCAAAUCCUAUGGAGAUGUCAAUAUCUUCAGAGACGACGCCAUCUGUAAAACGCAAAAGUGAAGAUGUCUUGAAAGGGCGUUCAGCUAAAAUGGUUUGUAAAGCCAACAAAAAGGGAGGGGUUUACCCCAAAGAAUACAUAGUGGAAAAAAUUAUCGAUCAUGUUUUAGACAAUGGCCAUAACAUGUUUAGGGUGAAAUGGUUGGGAUGGUCAGAGGAAUGUAACACUUGGGAGCCUUUUCACCACCUGGAUCACUGCCCAGAGAAACUGCAAGAAUUUUUUACUUCUACUUUAAAUCAAUCUGUGCUGGAUAGUGUGUGCCAAACUUUCUCAGUGUCGCAAGACUUAUCUGACAAGGCUUUGGAAAGUUUAAUUCCACCUCAAGGAUUUUCCGCUUUAAGAAGUUUUUUAGACGUUCAAAGGGAUAUACUAACAUUGUUUUCUGCUCCACCACUUGAACGACACGUUAAGAAAAUGAAACGAGGAAAAGAAACUGUGCUGUUAUACUUUCUGCUCUUAAAAAGAGAGCGUCAGAUACUAAAAUUAAAUGGGUGGGAGGAAUCCAUAAACAAAACCGCAUCUAAGAGCGCAGUAAUAAAAGUGGAAAACAAUUGUGAUUUGGAAGAUCCUCCCGAAGGUUUCAUUUACGUUAAUGAAUAUGUACCAAUGGAAGGUAUCAGCAUUCCCAAUGAACCGCCCAUAGGUUGCGAAUGCGAGUCUUGCGGUCCCAAGGAAAAAUCGUGCUGCGGAAAGAAUUACUCUUGGAGAUACACAUACAACGAUAAACAAAAACUAAAUGUACCCAAAGGUACACCCAUUUAUGAAUGUAAUAAAAUGUGUAAGUGUGGAGAUGAUUGCCGUAAUCGUGUAGUUCAAAAAGAUCGCACUAUUCCUCUGUGCAUUUUUCGUACUUCGAAUGGGUGUGGGUGGGGCGUUAAGACUUUGAGGAAGAUUUCCGCGGGCGAGUUUGUGUGCGAGUACGUUGGUGAAGUGAUAACACACGAUGAAGCUGAAAAAAGAGGAGAAAUUUACGAUGCCGCAGGAAGAACUUAUCUUUUUGAUCUUGAUUUCAAUAUGUCCGAUAAUCCGUACACAGUGGAUGCGGCAACUUAUGGGAACAUUUCGCACUUUAUUAAUCAUUCGUGUUCUCCCAAUUUGGGCGUGUGGGCGGUUUGGAUUAAUUGCUUAGACCCAAACAUUCCCAAGUUGGCGCUUUUUGCCCUACGAGAAAUACCAAAGGACGAAGAGCUAACUUUUGACUAUAUGUCCGGGAAUAAAGUUAGGAGUUCUAAGAAGAAUAAAGAUCAAGGAGGUGAAUCUGAACAUACCUUAUCUCCAGGUCGUGCUCGUUUAGAUUUGUUCUCGGAAGGUGGACAAAAAAAUCGGCCAGUAUGUAAAUGUUCUGCAAAGUCAUGCAGACGAUAUCUGUUUUAAAAAAUAUGGGCACAUUUUAAGUCUCUGCCUUGAAAUGUAUGUCGGGUUACUGCCUUACUAUCUACCAUUUUUACACGUUGAAUAUACAUUUAUUAAGUCUCCGUUUUAAUUUGUAUACAGCUUUUAGUUUAUAUUUUUUAUCAUCUACCAAAAUACAAAUUUCACAAGUAAAAAGGUAUCUAGAUCUAUCAUUGUUAUUUUCUUUAGUAGAGAAGGUGUAAUUUUUAUAUUUUAACUUAUUGCCAUCGUUCAAAAACCAUAAUUUAGUAAAUGGUUACUUUAAUUAUGGGAAUGACAUAAGUUUGUAUUAUCAUUACAAUAUGAAAAUUGUGAAUGUUAGAGUGAAUUAUGCUUUUUAAGCCUGUACAUUAUUUUAUUUAUUAGUAUUAGUUUGUAUUGUACAAUAUACGUUAAGAACAUGUAUGGAAUUGGUUCAAAAUAAACACUCAUUAUCUCUU
Molecule: messenger RNA, 2741 nt
Organism: Photinus pyralis (common eastern firefly)
Lineage: Eukaryota; Metazoa; Arthropoda; Insecta; Coleoptera; Lampyridae
Product: eukaryotic translation initiation factor 2 subunit 3-like
Exons: 3
Coding region: 295-2283 (662 amino acids)
Biological process (GO): formation of translation preinitiation complex; positive regulation of translational fidelity
Cellular component (GO): eukaryotic translation initiation factor 2 complex; cytosol; nucleus
Molecular function (GO): histone H3K9 methyltransferase activity; GTPase activity; zinc ion binding
Source: RefSeq, a predicted model, not a curated record